This is a messenger RNA of Marmota monax (woodchuck), 567 nucleotides long. It is a transcript of the gene Dusp13a, whose product is annotated as dual specificity phosphatase 13A. Gene Ontology annotation, cellular component: cytoplasm. Gene Ontology annotation, molecular function: MAP kinase phosphatase activity; protein tyrosine/serine/threonine phosphatase activity. Gene Ontology annotation, biological process: negative regulation of MAPK cascade; protein dephosphorylation. Bases 1 to 567 code for a protein of 188 amino acids. The record is from RefSeq and is a predicted model, not a curated record. Lineage: Eukaryota; Metazoa; Chordata; Mammalia; Rodentia; Sciuridae. The transcript is spliced from 3 exons.
AUGGCUGAGGCCUUGCUCCCAGAGCUGGAGGGAGAUGCCGAAGCCACGCCUUGCCCCAGUGUCCUGGAGCUAGAGGAGCUCCUCAGGGCAGGGAAGGUCUCUUGCAGCCGUGUGGAUGAAGUUUGGCCCAAUCUUUUCAUAGGAGAUGCGGCCACGGCAAAUAACCGCUUUGAGCUGUGGAAGUUGGGCAUCACCCACGUGCUGAACGCCGCCCAUGGGGGCCUCUACUGUCAGGGCAGCCCUGAUUUCUACGGCAGCAGUGUGAGCUACCUGGGGGUGCCAGCCCACGACCUCCCUGAUUUUGACAUCAGCACCUACUUCUCCUCUGCAGCUGACUUCAUCCACCGUGCCCUCAGCACACCUGGGGCCAAAGUCCUCGUGCACUGUGUGGUGGGUGUGAGCCGCUCUGCCACACUGGUCCUGGCCUACCUCAUGCUGCACCAGCAGCUGUCCCUGCGUCAGGCAGUGAUCACUGUGAGGGAACACCGGUGGAUCUUCCCCAACCGCGGCUUCCUCCACCAGCUCUGCCAGCUGGACAAGAAACUGCGGGGCACAAGCCGGAGCUAA